AUGUCUUGGUGCUAUAAAAACCUACGUGAUUGUAAGGCUUGGCUGGAUGAAGGUUUACCGCUGACAACAACGUCAAAUGAAGCAGCUAAAUUAUUUGACUGCUUGAUGAGACAGUAUAUAACAUGGACAGAUUCCGGAAUGGAGGAGACCAGAAAGAGCUUAUGGGAAUCUCAUCCUCAGUUUUUGAUGGGUAAUAUCCUGAAUUGCGGACUAACGGCCGUUGGUACAGCUAAGUCGGCCUUGAACGAUUCUGGUUUUAAAAAAGAUUGUGAUGAUUUGAAAAUGAGUGCUGUCACUUUUGGUAACAAGCGAGAACAACUUCAUGCCGAGGCAGUUUAUGCAUUCGCUUAUGGCAACUUAAACCAAGCAACGAGAUACUGGGAGAAUUUGCUGGAGAAAUAUCCCAAUGAUAUAUUAGCAGCGAAAUUUCUUCACGAUACCUAUUUUUACCUCGGCGACAAAGUUCGCCUUGAAAGGACUGCGGCAAACGCUAUAAAAGCCAACAGAGAAUCUGAUCCGUGUUUUAGCUUUCUUUAUGGGAUGCACGCGUUUGGUUUGGAAGAAUGUGGUAACUAUGUUGAUAGCGAGAAAGAAGCUCGACAGGGAUUAAGUCUAGAGGCCGGCGAUGCAUGGGCGACUCAUGCAGUAGCACACUGCAUGGAGAUGACAGGUCGCUUUGAAGAUGGGAUUAAAUUUAUGGAGGCAACUGUAAAGUGUUGGGAGCCGUCAGGUAUGCUGGCGUGUCAUAAUUUCUGGCAUUUGGCCUUAUAUUAUUUGGAAAAAGGAGACUAUGAAAGUGCGCUGACGUAUUACGAUAGUGAAAUAAGCAAACGUUCAAGAAGUGGCCAGCCAUUAGACAUUGUUGAUGCAGCUUCCUUGCUUCUUCGACUUGAAAUGGAGGGAGUUGGACUUGGGGACCGUUGGGAUGCUCUUAUUGGAGUAAUCGAACCUCGAAUUUAUGAUCACACAUUAGCUUUCAACGAAGCACACUAUCGCAUGGUGUUGGAGAGUUGUCCUGAACGUAAGCUGACUGAUAAACAUCGCCAAAGUAUUGAACAAUUCCUCGGGUGGAAAAAAGCUAGAAAAUUAUGUCUUUCUAAGAUUGUUCGAGUUGUUAAUUGUGCGAACUUCAGCGCGAACGAGAGUGCGGAGACCUGCCAGGUUAUGAAGGAGUUUGGCCAAAGCAUAUGCGAAAGCAUUUCGAAAUACAACGGAGGAAAUUUUGAUGAAGUUGUUGAGUUACUAUUCCCAAUAAGGCAUGAUAUUUAUCAAAUUGGUGGCAGUGAGGCUCAACGCGACAUUUUUACUCAACUUCUGAUUCAUAGCGCUAUUAAUGGAAAAAAUUUGUCUUCAGCCCAAAAAGGAUGGUUAGUUUUGUUAAUUUUUUUCAUUAUUUGCCAUGCCACCUUCAUUUUACAAGUCUUCUUCAUUGUAAACUUGCGCAUUUAGAU
This is a messenger RNA of Enterobius vermicularis (human pinworm), 1451 nucleotides long. Lineage: Eukaryota; Metazoa; Nematoda; Chromadorea; Rhabditida; Oxyuridae. The record is from the annotation of a GenBank genome assembly.